UACACGAGUGGCAGCACUGGCAAGCCGAAGGGCGUCCUCAUCAAGCAGUCCUCCGUCGUAGCCUUCGCCACCAAUACCGACGUUUUCAAGUGGGGCCCAGGACACCGCGUCGCGCAGGUCAACAAUCUCGCCUGGGACGCGAGCGUCAUCGACGUGUGGGCCUCGUUCCUGCUCGGCGCGACACUCGUGUGCUUCGACCGCUUCGACGUGCUCGACCCGCCAGCACUCGCGCGGCGCUUCCGUGCGGCGCACAUCGACGGCUGUCUCGUGCCCACCCCGCUCUUCCGCCAGUUCGCGGCCACAUGCCCGGACGUCUUCUGCGAGCUCAUGCAGAUCUUGACCGGCGGCGAGGCGCUCGACUACGCGACGCUUCGCCAGGCGCGCGCGGCGGCCCCGCACGUCGCGUUCACGAACGCGUACGGUCCGACCGAG
Messenger RNA from Phanerochaete carnosa HHB-10118-sp, 432 nucleotides. RefSeq lists its product as uncharacterized. Gene Ontology annotation, molecular function: phosphopantetheine binding. Gene Ontology annotation, cellular component: cytoplasm. NCBI's taxonomy places the organism in Eukaryota, Fungi, Basidiomycota, Agaricomycetes, Polyporales, Phanerochaetaceae. The record is from RefSeq and is a predicted model, not a curated record. Gene Ontology annotation, biological process: amino acid activation for nonribosomal peptide biosynthetic process; secondary metabolite biosynthetic process. The transcript has a single exon. The annotation marks the transcript as partial.